Zootoca vivipara (common lizard) is the source of this 1005-nucleotide messenger RNA. Its product is annotated as mas-related G protein-coupled receptor member H-like. The record is from RefSeq and is a predicted model, not a curated record. Gene Ontology annotation, biological process: G protein-coupled receptor signaling pathway. NCBI's taxonomy places the organism in Eukaryota, Metazoa, Chordata, Lepidosauria, Squamata, Lacertidae. Gene Ontology annotation, molecular function: G protein-coupled receptor activity. Gene Ontology annotation, cellular component: plasma membrane.
AUGGAAAGACAUAUCAAUGGGACUUUGCAAUCUGCUGCGGAUGCUGUGACAUAUAAGGAGUAUAACGGCACUUAUAAUAGCUCAUAUAAUGAUCAAGGACAUUCCCACUAUAACCCAUUUGAAAUAUCUAUUAUAUCUAUAAUAUAUGGCUUCAUUUUAGUUAUCUGCUGUGUGGGAUUUUUGGGGAAUGGAAUUGUCAUCUGGCUUCUUGGUUUCCACAUUAGGAGGAAACCAUUCACCACCUACAUCCUUAAUUUGGCUGUUGCAGACUUUGCAUUCCUCCUGAGCCUAGAGUUCUUUUAUUCUAUUGAGUAUACUGAAUUUGUAGGAUUGCUACAAUUUUAUAGGAUUGUUCUUUGUCUCUUUGCCUCCACAUACAACACUGGGCAACUUCUUCUGACAGCCAUCAGCAUUGACAGAUGUGUGUCUGUCCUCUUCCCUAUCUGGCAUCGGUGUGCCCGGCCGACACAUUUGUCCACCACUGUGUGUGCCCUCAUAUGGGUCCUCUCCUGUCUGCUCUGCCUAAUCGUCUACAUUCUCCAAGAAACAUAUUUCCGUAUAUCAGAUAACACCUUUCUUUAUAUCCUCAUAGCAUAUUUUCAAUUUCUCUUGACUGGACUGCUUUGCCUCCCACUCAUGACAAUUUCAACUGUGAUCCUUUUCAUCAAAGUCUGUUUUAAAUCACACCCGCGAAAGCGGGGAAGGCUUUUAAUAGUUAUUUUACUUACACUCCUCUUCUUCCUCAUGCUUGCUUUCCCACUCAAUGCCUUUCUUCUUGGUGGAUUUAUUGGCCUGAAUAUUCCCAUUCAACUCCAUUAUGGCUUCUUGUGUGCCUCGCUCAACAGCAGUGUGAACCCCUUCCUCUAUUUUCUGGUGGGGAGGAAGAAGGGAGGUCGAUCUAGGGAGAGCCUAAUGGUCAUCCUCCAGCGGGUUUUGAAUGAGGAGGAGAAUGACAGACAGGAAAUGGACCCUCCUUGUUCCAACCCACUUAGGAACCUUUCAUAA